Messenger RNA from Oncorhynchus kisutch (coho salmon), 4706 nucleotides. RefSeq names its product gastrula zinc finger protein XlCGF17.1-like. Gene Ontology annotation, molecular function: RNA polymerase II cis-regulatory region sequence-specific DNA binding; DNA-binding transcription factor activity. Gene Ontology annotation, biological process: regulation of transcription by RNA polymerase II. NCBI's taxonomy places the organism in Eukaryota, Metazoa, Chordata, Actinopteri, Salmoniformes, Salmonidae. The transcript is spliced from 2 exons. The record is from RefSeq and is a predicted model, not a curated record. The coding region runs from base 1 to 1119 and encodes 372 amino acids.
AUGAAGGAUAUUAUCGAACAAAACAACCAUUCAUUGUGUAGCUGGGACCGUUGGGAUUGCAAUCAGAGUAAGAUCUUCAAAGAGCUAAAAAUACACCUAAAAAUACACACAGGAGAGAAGCCUUACUCCUGCUCUGACUGUGGAAAAUGUUUUAAAACAUUAGGUUAUAUAAAGGUUCACCAGAGAACACACACAGGAGAGAAGCCUUACGUCUGCUCUGACUGUGGAAAAUGCUUCACAAUAUCAACUCAUCUAAAAGCUCAUCAGAGAACACACACAGGAGAGAAGCCUUACGUCUGCUCUGACUGUGGUAUAUGUUUUAAAACAUUAGGUUAUAUAAAGGUUCACCAGAGAACACACACAGGAGAGAAGCCUUUCUUCUGCUCUGACUGUGGGGCGAGUUUCUCUCAGCUGGGCACCUUAAAAACACACCAACGUAUACACACAGGAGUGAAGCCUUAUUCCUGCUCUGACUGUGGAAAAUGCUUCAAAACAUCAAAUGAGCUAAAAGUUCACCAGAGAACACACACAGGAGAGAAGCCUUACUUCUGCUCUGACUGUGGAAACUGUUUUCGAACAUUAUAUGAGAUACAAGUUCAUCAGAGAACACACACAGGAGAGAAGCCUUACGUCUGCUCUGACUGUGUAAAGUGCUUCAAAACAUCAAAUGAGCUAAAAGUUCACCAGAGAACACACACAGGAGAGAAGCCUUAUUCCUGCUCUGACUGUGGAAAAUGUUUUCGAACAUUAUAUGAGAUAAAAGUUCACCAGAAAACACACACAGGAGAGAUGCCUUAUUCCUGCUCUGACUGUGGAAAACGUUUUAAAACAUCAAAUGAGCUAAAGGUUCAUCAGAGAACACACACAGGAGAGAAGCCUUUCUUCUGCUCUGACUGUGGGGCGAGUUUCUCUCAGCUGGGCACCUUAAAAACACACCAACGUAUACACACAGGAGCGAAGCCUUAUUCCUGCUCUGACUGUGGAAAAUAUUUUAAAACAUCAAAUGAGCUAAAAGUACAUCAGAGAACACACACAGGAGAGAAGCCUUACGUCUGCUCUGACUGUGGGAAGAGUUUCUCUCACCAGGGCAACUUAAAAACACACCAACGUAUACAUUAACUUCAUGUGGGUACCUGGGACGGUUGCCUCCCACCUGGUCAACAUCCGGUGAAAUUGCAGAGUGACCAAUUCAAAUUGAAUUACUAUAAAUAUUUACAUUUCAUGAAAUCACAAGUGUAAUACAUCAAAAUAAAGCUUAACUUGUUGUUAAUCUAGCCGCCAUGUCAGAUUUCAAAAAGGCUUUAAGGCGAAAGCAAACCAUGCGAUUAUCUGAGGACGGCGCUCAGCACACAAAACAUUACAUACAGUUACCAGCCAAGUAGACUAGUCACGAAAGUCAGAAAUAUGAUGAUCUUCAUAUGGUUGCACUCACAACACUCCCAGUUACACAAUAAAUGUUCAUUUUGUUCGAUAAAGUCCCUCUUUAUAUCUUGAAACCUCCAUUUUGUUGGCACAUUUUGUUCUGUAAUCCAAUGGCUCAAAUGCGGUCACAAGAGCAGACGCAAAUUCCAAAUAGUAUCCGUAAAGUUUGUAGAAACAUGUAAAACGAUGUUUAUAAUCAAUCCUCAGGUUGUUUUUAGCCUAAAUAAUCGAUAAUAUUUCAACUGGCAACAGCGUCGUCAAUAUAGAAGAAAAACAAGAAAGGUGCUCUCUGCAGGACCCAGCCCUGGGGACAUCCCACUAUCCACUGACUCAAUGUGGUCAUUCUCCCUCAUUUUUCAGAAUACAAGCCUGAAACAAUGUCUAAAGACUGUUCACAUCUAGUGUUAGCCAUAGGGAACGGAAUCUGGGUCUUAUCCCUUUAAAUGGUGGAUAGGCUUUCAUUGGAAAAACAGCCAUUUCAAAAUAAUGGCACUUCCUGGAUGGAUUUUCCUCAUGUUUUUGCCUGCCUUUUCAGUUCUGUUAUACUCACAGACAAUAUUUUUUAAGUUUUAGAAACUUUGGAGUGUUGUCUUUCCAAUUCUACUAAUUGUAUGCAUUUCCUAGCUUCUGGUCCUUCUGGAACGCUUUUAAUCUGGAGGUGAAAAUAGUGACCCCUACCCUAGUGAGGUUAAGGAGAAAAGCCUCAUCGGUUCUCUGACCAGCUAAGAAUAAAGUCACUCCAUCACUUAAUUCUCAUCUCAUAAAAGAAGUUGUAAUUGGAUCAAAUGAAGAAAGCGGAGAACACUGUAAUCCUAUUGGUUCUCACUGUGAGAGAACUGUGCAGAGGAAAGGGAGCGUUAUAGAAUGUUAGCCUCUCUUUACUGAUCAGUGUGCACCUUGUCAGUUUUGGUGUGUUUUGUUGGCUUCUACUGUAAAGAUUUGCACUUGGUGUUGAAUACCCUCUGUUAUUCUUCUCAUUUUGAAAACAAACACUAGUCUGCCAAUUAACGUUACUUUAUCUGUGGGUGGUACUGCUUCCCUCUCAGCCUGGCCUGACUCUGUCUUUAGGGAGAGUUUCAACUUGGCAGUUUACACGUAGGAGAGAAGCCUUACUCCUGCUCUGUGGAAGGGUGGGCGUGUAAACUCAAACGUCAUGCCAGAGGUUGAGUGUUUGAAUCUCAUCACGGGAGGACUUUAGCAUUUUAGCUAAUUACCAACUUGGCAACUACUUACUACUUCUUAGCUAUUACUUAGCAUGUUAGCUACCCAUUCUCCUAAACCCAUUUAACUCUAUCUUAAACCCCUCACACCUAACCAAGGUAACGUCAGCAACAACAAAUUGGAAUUCGUAACAUAUCAUACAUAUUACAAGUUCGUAACAUAUUGUAUGAAUAGCAAUGCGUAAAAUAACAUACGAAUUGUAAUUCUUAACAUACGAUACGUCCUACAAGUCGUAUUAUACUGAACAACAAUCUAAACGUAACAAUUUCAAAGAUUUACAGUUUGUAUAAGGAAAUCAGUCAAUUGAAAUAAAUGAGGCCCUAAUCUAUGUUAGGUUACAUUACAUUGGACCUCCAAUAUAAACUAAACAUGUAAAGUGUUGGUUUCAUGAGCUGAAAUAAAAAGAUCCAGCACAAAAAGCUAAUGUCUCUCAAAUGUUGUGCACAACUUUGUUUAUAUAUACUGUUAGUGAGCAUUUCAGCCUUUGUCAAGAUAAUCCAUCCACCUGACAGGUGUGGCAUAUCAAGAUGCUGAUAAAACAGCAUGGUCAUUACACAGGUGCACCUUGUGCUGGGGGACAAUAAAAGGCCACACAACACAAUAUCACAGAUGUCUCAAGUUCAGGGAAUGUGCAAUUCUCAUGAUGACUGCAGGAAUGUCCACCAGAGCUGUUGCCAGAGAACUCAAUAUUUAUAUCUCUACCAUUAGCCACCUCUAACGUCCUUUUAGAGAAUUUGGCAGUACAUCCAACCGGCCUCACAACUGCAGAUCACAUGUAACCAUGGCAGCCCAGGACCUCUUCACCUGCAGGAUUGUCUGAGGUGGUGGGGGGAGGGGCAGAGUAGUAUUUCUAUCUGUAAUCAGAUGGCUCCCAAGUGGGCCUAUGCCUUCCCAAGUCCCACCCAUGGCUGAGCCCCUGCCCUGUCAUGUGAAAUCCAUACUAAAUGGAGUGGCACGGAUGUUUUUGUAAUAUAUAAUACGUUUUGCUCUGAGACCAGGUUGUCCCUCUGCAGUAUUCUGUGGGAAGGAGCUAGUAGACACUUUUUUUUAUUGAACCUUUAUUUAACUAGGCAAGUCAGUUAAGAACAAAAUCUUAUUUACAAUGAUGGCCUAGGAACAGUGGGUUAACUGCCUUGUUCAGAGGCAGAACAACAGAUUUUUACCUUGUCAGCUCGGGGAUUUGAUCUAGCAACCUUUUGGUUACUGGCCCAAUGCUCUAACCACAAGUCUACCUUCCGCCCCAAACAUGUAUCUGAUAGAGAUGGUGUGAUGAUCACUUUUCACCACUAGUUUGGGGGGGGGGGUUUACAACUUUAUUUAAUGAUACACAGUUUAUGAAAUAAAUACAUGUGUUUAUUAAUUGUCUUUAAAACUAGAUGAGUUAUUUUAGUUACUGAUCAUGAAUGUGUUUGGAUAACUGCAUUGAUGCAAACUUUAUUGAUCUGCCAAUGAAAAAUAAAGUUACAUGAAUAUGUACUGGUCAACCUCUUCUUCUCUUUAGUAUUCAGUUCUUCAUAUUAGAUCUGACAGUAUGAAUGGUUCUUAUGGUUGUAUUCAGUUCUUCAUAUUAGAUCUGACAGUAUGAAUGGUUCUUAUGGUUGUAUUCAGUUCUUCAUAUUAGAUCUGACAGUAUGAAUGGUUCUUAUGGUUGUAUUCAGUUCUUCAUAUUAGAUCUGACAGUAUGAAUGGUUCUUAUGGGCUGAGUGCCUGGAGUGUUUUUGUAUGACUACAGUCAGGAGUUCUCUCUGACCCUGUGACUUCACCAGCACAUUAAGUACAUUCGUCUUAAGAUAGCCAGGUGAGACAACCACAUGUCACAGUAAACACAUUUCUCCUCAAUUAGUCAUUGUCACAUUAUUAUUAUUAUUAUUUGUGGGUUUUUUUAGGGGGGGGGGGGGUACUCUUUAAAGACGUAGGUGUUUCAGACCAUUUCGGGCAGUUGGGCAGAGACUCUGCUUCACUGACAUCAGAGGGAUAAAGUGUGAAAAAAAUGAUCUGUUUGCAAACAAUGUAAAAAAAAACAUUUAUAAUUGAGUUAUUAAUAAAGCCACAUUCAAAAAUGG